AGAUAUUAAGAUGACCAGCAAACAGGUGCACAAUGUGGACGAACCCACCGAGGCUGCCCUAAAGGCCACGUCAUUCGCUCAACAGGUCUUCUCGAAGCCGAUUCGUACGCCCGCAGAUCUAGGGAAAUGGAAGCGUUCGCAGGCCUACAACGAUCUGAUCGCAUACAUCAAUAACUCAAGCAUGGCCAUACAGGGCCACCGGCAGGAUGGCACCGACUUUGUGGUCACCAAACAGAUGCAAAAAUUGUGCCACAUCUUCAACUGGCUGGACCGCUUGGUUCACGAGUGCCAUCCAUUGGGCAUGGGGCAUGGCCUGAUGAACUGCGCCGGCGACGACAGGAUCAAUAAGAUGGACUCGACAAUGUCGUUGCGCAAGAAAUGCCAUCGGGCGUACCGGCACUGGGUGAAGCUCGUCCAGGAGCGCGUCUACUCGAUUGUGGAGCGCCAGGUGUAUCCCCAUUGCAAUCACAUCAACGAGCUGGCCCAAUAUCUGACCCGUUCGUUUGGCAGCCUGCAGCAGUACGACUAUGGGCCCAGCCAUGAGCUGAUGUUCGUGUUCUACAUGUGCAGCCUGUUCAAGGCGGGCAUAUUGGGUGCCAAUGAUACUGUGGCAGCCGUCCUAUUGCUCUUCCAGCGCUACUUGGAACUGGUGCGUCGCCUCAUCACGUUCUUUCGGCUGACAAUCAGUCACGAGCGCAACACCAAUGUGGUCGAUGAGCGCAAUGUCUUGCCCUAUAUCUGGGGCUGUGCCCAGCUCUGUCGUAGCCCUCCGUUCGAUCCGCCCCAAUGGGAGCAGCCCGCUGUAUUGGAGGCAUAUCGCAAGAGCUAUAUGCUGCUCAGCAGCCUGGAGCAUUUGCAGAAGAAGAAGAAUCAUGUGCCGCUCGGUGUCCACUCGUAUCAGCUGUGGUGCGUCUUCUCUCUGUCCAACUGGCCGGACGCGUACACUGGCCUGAUGGCCAGCUAUAUGAAGCAUGUGCUCAACGAUUUCUAUACCAUGCAGGAUGUGGUAUUCUGUGAGAUGUUGUCCUUUACGCGUCAGCCGUUUGAGUAUUUGCAGCAGGCGUUUUUGGGUGAACCGCCGGGGCUGCCGACGCCCACAUCGUCAACGGACGAUUCCGAAGAGCAGGAGGAGGAGCAACAGGCGGAGGAGGAUGACUCGGAGACGGAACAGCUGAUGCAGGAAUCGCGACACAUUCAAGCCAUCGAAAAGAAAAAGAAACUCAAUGAAAAAACUCGAAUAUUCUACUCGGCCUGUCUGCCCGUACCGCUCUAUCGCAAUCUGAAGACCGAAGUCUUUCUGGGCUACCAGGAUCCGCACAAGCCCAUCGAGAAGCCGGAGCGUGCUACUGCCCGUUUGCUGCGGCGACCACGCUGCCGCCAUGAUAACGAAAAUCGCGAAUCAUCUCCUGAGAUGUACCCUAACCAGAACAAAACGGGCUCCGUUGAUUCGGAAAUUGCAAUGAAGGAAUUGAUUGGCAACGUCUCCGGGGCGUCAUACUACACCAUCUGA
Drosophila navojoa is the source of this 1510-nucleotide messenger RNA. Its product is annotated as serine/threonine-protein phosphatase 2A activator. Gene Ontology annotation, biological process: mitotic spindle organization. The record is from RefSeq and is a predicted model, not a curated record. Gene Ontology annotation, cellular component: nucleus; cytoplasm; protein phosphatase type 2A complex. Gene Ontology annotation, molecular function: peptidyl-prolyl cis-trans isomerase activity; protein tyrosine phosphatase activator activity. NCBI's taxonomy places the organism in Eukaryota, Metazoa, Arthropoda, Insecta, Diptera, Drosophilidae.